AGUGAGCCAGUCGUGUCGUGGAGAGAGAGAGUAGCGUCUUUUUUUAUCCUUCAAAGUUCCUGAAAAUCGAUUUAUUCAAGAACCUUUGCGAAGCAUAGGACUUGGCCAAGCAUGGGAAAGGAGGAAAAAGAAGACACUAAAGCUGAGCAACCACAAAAAGAGCAAGGAUCACCAACUGAAGAGCAUCUUCAAGAUCAAGAGCCCACAGAUCCACUCAACACAUACCAGUGGCACACGGACUCAAAGGGAGCACUGGAUGGCGCCAAGGAGGAUACAGGAGCCUCUUCAACCUCUACGUUGGAACGAAUUCAGAAAGCCUCUGCCACCAAAUGGAACAAGAUGCAAAGCUGGCGCAAGGCCUUGAGCGAGGAGCAUUACAAGUCAGAGAAAGGUACUGGUGGGGCACGGAAAAACCCCUUCAGAAGGGCCCUGUCGGAGCCCCCGGGGUCCCUAUUUGCCAGCCUGUCUUCCUCCCGCGGGUUUUCCAGCUCCAAUCAAGCGACAGCCUUCUCAGAAGCAGCAGAUGGUGCUGGAGUCGGCCCCAGUGAGACUUCUCAGAGUCGGAGUGGAGGGGCACUGUUCAGGAGGUGCCUGAGGACGGUGUCCCAGAAGCUGAGGAAGCCCAGGCUGCAGAGUCGAAGCAGCGCCGUAUCACCAGAUCAUGGUGAGGGCCCAGUGCUCAGUGAACUGCCCAGGCUGGAGUGGGCUCCGGCUCAGGAGGUGCCUCUGUGGAACAUAAGCACCUGUGUCCUGGAUGAAGGACAAAUCAUCAUCUCACCUGAUGAAGAGCCCAUGAUGUGGACCAGAAACCGACUCAACAGCUUGUCCACCGUCAGCAUGCAGAAUCUGGAAGACAUUGAAUGCAGUCCUGACCAUGUGACCCUGCCAGGCGGCCCUCGACCCAAGAGUCAAGAUGGCGGUGUGAGGGCUCUUAUCAAGCGACGUCUGGAGAACAAAGCCAAGAAGAACAGCAACACUCAACUGAACCAUGUGGGACUAAACAAAUUCAGGCACUAUGGCUCCAGGGAGUCUGUGUCGAUUCCUGUUAGCUCCAUGGGAAGUCUGGAUCUAAGUGCAGACACCAGCACCAUCAUCAGGCCCGUCCACAGCUCCAUUCUGGGGGAGAAGUACUGCUUUGAGGUAAUAAAUUCAGAGAACACACACUGCUUUGGCUGCUCCUCAGCGGCAGAACGCGACAGAUGGAUUGAGGAUCUGAGAAGAGCUGUGCAACCUAACAAGGAUAAUGUUGAACGCACAGAAAACUCUCUUUGUCUGUGGGUCAAUGAAGCCAAGGAUCUGCCACCCAAGCGGCGCUAUUAUUGGGAAGUGCACCUGGACGGGACUCUGUUUGCUCGCACAAGCACUCGUGCGGUUGGCAAAGCUGCAAACCGUUCCAGUCUGGUCGGGGAGACGUCCACCGGGUCAUCGGGGGCUUCUGGUGGAAAUGUGGCUGGUGGAUGCCAACUCUUCUGGGGGGAGUUUUUUGAGCUGGACAACCUUCCAUGCAUCUCCCAGGUCAUCCUGCACCUAUUCCGGGAAGAGGACCCCAAGAAAAAACGUCACUCCAAAGAAGAGUUCAACCUCCAUCCUCUCGGCAGUGUUGCCAUCAGUCUGGCUGACAUCAGGGGAAGGUCCUAUCAGGAGAAGUGGUACCCCAUAGUUCCAUUCAAACCCUCGGUCGGCAGCAAAGACCUUCUCGGGUCGCAGGCCUCACUUCGAAUCAAAGCUCGCUUCCAGAAUCUCAAGGUUUUGCCCAUGGAGAAGUACAAGGAGUUUGCAGAGUACGUUACGGUUGAUUACGUUGACAUGUGCACGAGUUUGGAGCCUCUUCUGAAUGUGAAGGAAAAGGAGGAGCUUGCUGGUGCAUUGGUCCAUGUCCUACAGAGUAUUGGCAAAGCUAAGGCGUUCCUCAUCGAUUUGGGCAACGCCGAGGUUCAGCGUCAGGGACAGAAGGAGGCGCUAAUCUUUAGAGAAAACACCCUCGCCACUAAAGCCAUAGAUGAGUAUAUGAAACUAGUGGGACAGAAAUACCUGAUCAACACACUCGGGGACUUCAUCGCCCGCCUUUAUGCUACAGUGGAGAGCUCUGAAGUGGACCCACGUAAAUGUUCGCCCUCCGAACUGCCAAACAAUCAGAGACACCUGAGGGACUCCUGUGAUGAGGUGGUACGGAAAAUAACAGACAUCCACAGCCCAUUCCCAGAGGAGCUGCACAAGAUCUUCUCCAGCUGGGUGGAGCUGUGUGAGGACCUGGGCCGACCGCAGAUAGGCCAGCAUCUCAUCUCUGCUUCCCUUUUCCUUCGCUUCCUGUGCCCUGCUAUCCUCAGCCCGUCGCUGUUCGGUCUGACACAAGCGUACCCAGAACCUAACACUCUGCGUGCCCUCACAUUGACGGCCAAAGUCAUCCAGAACCUGGCUAACUUCACACUGUUUGGGGAGAAGGAGGAGUACAUGCUGUUCAUGAAUGAUUUCCUGGAGCAGCACUGGGAAGGAAUGAGAGGAUUCCUACGAACUGUUUCCAGCCAAGACACGGAGAUACCAACAACAUCUUUUGAUGGGUAUGUGGACCUGCCGCUGCGGCUAGCUGUCCUGCAUGGCCUGCUGGUGGACAUCAUCAACCAGAAAAAACAGGAGACCAUCGACCAGCUGCACCCCCUGCCUCUCAUUCUCAAUCAGAUCACAGAGUCUCUUGGCCCAGAGGCGACUCGGAUUCCAGUCAGCAGUCUGAUGGGUCAGGCCAAGCCUGUGUACGUUCCUCCGAAAGACUUGAGCAAAUACAGCCCUCACCACUCUUCCACACAGCAGCUGCCACUGGAUUCCAAAGUCCGAGAAGGGGACGGAAGAACCAGGAGCACGCGGAUGAGGAAGCCCGUCACGAGAACUCAGAGUGCCCCACACAGACCACCUGGGCACACCAAACGUCUGAAGAGGCAGACUAGUUCUGAAAAUCUGCCCACAGGAGAUGAGGAAGCAGAGGUCCAGUCAAACUCUCUCCUGAUCUCACCACCGAAGCCUACCGACAGCAUCAGACGUCCGCCUGCUCCGGUGCCCUGGAUCAAAGACUGUCACAACAGAGAGUCCAGCGAGAACACACCCGUGCAGGAGAUGAGCCUCCUGGAGAAGCACGAGCAAGAGCUGUCUGAGCUCCGUCUGGGGGUGGAACAGGUGACUGAGCGAGAGCUGGACAUGGCCAAGCGACUGGAGGACUUCAUCAUCAUGAGUCAAGACCAGAACACCAUGCUGCAGGCUGAGGUGGCCGAGCUGAAGAGUCUGCUGUCUGUGAGGGAAGAGCAGCUCGCUAGCACCACUUUCAGACUGGGGGUGAUAGAAGAGGAGAGAGAGGACGACGAGAGGAAGAUGAACGUGGCUCUAGCUGCAGCAGAGCGAAUGAAUGUUCUGGAGGAGCAGUGUGCAGGUCUGCUGAGUGACCUUCACAUGCUGAAAGAGGCCUACAGCAACAGACACAAACAUGCAGAGCAUCCCGAGACAGCUCAGAUGAACAGCAGCUAGACUGUGAGCCGAGAUUCUGGCUGCAGCAGAAACCUAACUUCUGCAUCUUCAGAGCGAAUCCAAAGUGAAUGUAAUUUCUCUUGAUGACAGAAAUGUACUGAAUCUGCACAGCACUGAUCUUUUAAAGAAAUAAA
This is a messenger RNA of Synchiropus splendidus (mandarinfish), 3644 nucleotides long. Its product is annotated as disabled homolog 2-interacting protein-like. Gene Ontology annotation, biological process: regulation of GTPase activity. The transcript is spliced from 19 exons. NCBI's taxonomy places the organism in Eukaryota, Metazoa, Chordata, Actinopteri, Syngnathiformes, Callionymidae. The record is from RefSeq and is a predicted model, not a curated record. Bases 112 to 3510 code for a protein of 1132 amino acids.